Molecule: messenger RNA, 621 nt
Organism: Verticillium alfalfae VaMs.102
Lineage: Eukaryota; Fungi; Ascomycota; Sordariomycetes; Glomerellales; Plectosphaerellaceae
Exons: 2
Coding region: 1-621 (206 amino acids)
Source: RefSeq, a predicted model, not a curated record
AUGGCUACCUCAUCCCUUGCAACCUACACUGCGGUCGACAACACCUCCCCCCGCUGUACCUCAUCGUGGCAGGCCCAGACUCUAGUGAGGCCGUUGUAUGUUUCCACCUGGAGGGAGCCUCCUCGCGCCUACGACAGCUUCAAAAGGCUGCCUAGGCAAGACCAUCUGUACGUCGACCCGGCUGGCAAGUGCUUGUUCGACAAGAAGUAUGUAUACUAUGGCCAACGGGUCAACAAAACAGCAGCCGCCAAGUCUCUUAAGAAGAAGAAGGCGCAGAAGAAGGUUGAGAAGAGGUGCGAGGAACAGACAGAGCGGCAGGGCACCCUAAGCGCUGUCCAAUUCCAAGACAAGGCUCCAGUAGAUGGACUGGUGAUCAAACACGCUGAGCAGGAGGCGCAGCCUGCAGAGAAAAUUCGCAAUCCCCCCUAUGGUGAAUGGAGUCUCACGGUCUGGGGGUGUGUCGUCACACCUCCUGGACGCUCCAUCGCCAGACCAGACACCGAAGAACCCCAGAUUGGCUCAGUUUCGAGCUUUGAGGAUGGGUUUCACACACGCCCCUCUAUCAGGCUGCCUGUCCCAGAUCACAUCAAGGGGAUCUUGGUUGACGACUGGAGAACGUGA